AUGGACGAAGUUUUGCAAAUAUACGGAAAUGAAAUUAUCGAACUAGCUAAGGAGGCGGGUGCAGGCGAGGAGGCGGCAUGUACGGUAAAGCCUACUGCGCAUGCCCUGACAAAAAAUUUGCAAUUUGAUUACGACACGAAAACUUGCAAAGAUUGUCGUUGUGGUACUUACGGCUUUGGAUGCAGAACGUCGAACGGUAGUAAGGAAUGUGUUUGCGGCUACAGAACUGGUGAUAAGAAUGGAUACUGCGUAGAAUGUGAUUGUUUAACUAACUCCUUCGGAUGCUUCUUCGACGAGAAUGGUAAACAUUGCAUCUGUGCAAAAGGUUAUUCUAGUCUCUUUGGAGAAUGCAAAGAAUGUGACUGCGGUCCACAUCAAAUUGACUGCGGGUAUCAUAGGGGUGGCACAUGCAGAUGUCAACCAGGGUUUGCGCCAAAAUAUCAGAAAUGCCAAGCCAUAUGCAAUGACACCCAUACGUGCCAGAAUGGAGGAAAAUGUGAAGAACAAGUAUGCAAUUGUAAAGAUGGCACCAGUGGGUCCUUCUGUGAAACUCUCGAUGAAUGCAAAUCGUACGGAGACUGCGGGGACCACGAGUCAGUGAUAUGCAUUUAUGAUCAAAAUACCACUAAAACUACUUGCGCCUGUAAAAACAAAGCCCUGGCGUUCGAUAAUAAGCAGAAAAUAUGUAGAGAAUGCGAUUGUGGACCAAAUGGAGACUGUAGUUAUUGGUACGGUAAAAAAUGCAAGUGCCAUGAAGGAUACGCCGAAUUUGAAGGCACAUGCAAGCCUUGUAGAUGCAAAGGAGGAGUUUGUUCAUUCAGCACCGAGGGACAAAGGCUUUGCAGGUGUCAUUAUGGGGAUAGAGAAGUCAAUGAAGAAUGCCUCGAAUGUGACUGUGGAAGAGGUGGAUUUUGCUCUUAUAAUGGAACUCAAAAAAUAUGUUUUUGCUACAUAGAUUACGUGGAGUAUGCCGGAAAAUGCAAAUAUUGCAACUGUGGACAGCACGGAAGAUGCAGUUUGAAUAGCUUCGGAUCACCAGUUUGUGACUGCCUUCCAGGGUACGGCGAAAAGGAUGGAUACUGUGAAGAAUGCAAAUGCGGUAGAGGAGCAAACUGCACCUUUUAUUACACCGGCAAGCAAUGUUCUUGUCCCGAAUAUUACGAAGAAAAAAAUGGAACUUGCUUUCUAAUUGAGAACUGCAAUAAACCUAACGCUUGUCCUGUCACAACAAAAUGCGUAGACAGGGAAGGAGGAGGGUAUGAAUGUGUUUGUGCCGAAGGCUUCAUUCCAAUUUUUGAUAAGAAUUCAGGUUUGCAAGAUCCAAAUAAAUACGGAUGCAGAGAGAUAUGUCUUCCUGACGACUGUAACGCUGGAAAAUGCAAUAUAAUUGGAAAUACUUAUGAAUGCAUAUGCGACGAAGGCUAUAGUGGAAAACACUGCGACAUGAAAGUUCUGAAGAUUCCAGGUAAUUCUGCCUUGAUUGUGGGUUUUUCAAUUUCAACGAUGAUUUUAGGAGCUUUGCUGUUCGCUUUGAGUUGCAUACUGUGGAGAUAUUUGAAACAUGCAAAGUCUGCAUCAACUUAAGGAAAUCAACAGCAAGAGAAUAUGAAGUUAUGAUUCGUUUCUAAUGCAUGCUGUUAAGUUUUCAACUCAAUAUUUUGUGAAUUUUGUAACCUGAGACAGCAAGAAGAUUUUUAAUGUAUUAUUUAUUAAAACUGUUAACUAAAAUAAAAUAUCUACACGUAA
Molecule: messenger RNA, 1746 nt
Organism: Stegodyphus dumicola
Lineage: Eukaryota; Metazoa; Arthropoda; Arachnida; Araneae; Eresidae
Source: RefSeq, a predicted model, not a curated record